This is a messenger RNA of Hibiscus syriacus, 4266 nucleotides long. RefSeq lists its product as uncharacterized. The transcript has 8 exons. The record is from RefSeq and is a predicted model, not a curated record. NCBI's taxonomy places the organism in Eukaryota, Viridiplantae, Streptophyta, Magnoliopsida, Malvales, Malvaceae. The coding region runs from base 944 to 3688 and encodes 914 amino acids.
AUGGUAAGCAGCCUAAGCUCCUCUCUUUUUUUUCUCCUUUUUCACUUUCGCUUUUUUCUCCAUCUUAUAUCCCUCUCUACGCCUCUAAAAGUUUCUUCCACAGUGCCUUUUGCAGGUCUAUAAUGCCUGCCCGUAGCAGUUUUUCUUCAUAAAAAAUCAAGGGUCGGUGCCAGAUUAAACCCUUUUUUUUCUGUCUGAUUCCUAUCUUUUUCGUUGUCAAAAGAUGCCAUCACCACCAAAACCACCCAUGUUUUCUCCCUCAUUAUUACUCUCAUUGUCUAUAUCUCCGAUUUUGCUGCGUUUUUACCUUAUAGCUUUCCGCUUUGUUUCCUAGAGUUUUCAAGAGAGUUUAUAGAAAGUUCUGUUCUUUGGCUGCCAUUAGUGGAAACAAGUGAGAAUUUGAUUGUUUCAAGGUGGUUUUUUUUCCCUACUGAAAAUGAAAAAGAUUAGCUUUUAUGAGUGUUGGAAUCAUGCAUAUGCACGCCUUCGAGGAAUGUCGUGGGCUGGAUUUUGAUUGUCUGUUUGCUGAUUGAAGAGUUGUGUGAAGGGUGUCAUCGAUUUGCAGUAUUGAAUCCAAAUUGAUCUCCUCUUUCGACCGACGAUCCAAGGGAAAACAAGUAUUUUGAGGUGCUGAUUUCUUACUUGCGGAAGCAAAAGGGACAUAUUUUGGUGCCUUGGCAAUGGAGUCCAAAGCAACAUUCGGGUUUGGACCUUGUUGUUAACGCAGCUUGAGAUUAAAAAAAAGGACACGUUGAAAUUGGAAUAUUUUUUGUGUGUUUUUCAACCAACAAAAAACCAGCUACAUUGUGACUGAUCCUCUCUUCUUGUUCUUGGUGGUAUCGAAUUUUGUGGCACUCUUUUCUUUUCAGAUUCUAGGGUCACCUUUCAACGAAAAUUAUCUAUCAUCAAAUCGUUAUAAUCUCAUUAGAAAACCACAUUUAUCAUGGCCAAAAGAUCGAAUAGACGUGCUGUGCGGAAUGAAAAAGAGCAGUUGGGCUGUAUGUGGGGCUUGAUUAGUAUGUUUGACUUCCGCCUUGGGAGAUCGACUCAGAGACUUCUUUCCGAUAUAAGGCGUGGGAACAAGUAUGCAGGUGGUGUGGGAAAUUCGGGAAAUAAACUUGACAGUUCUGGUGACAAGUGUUUGAGAACUCAUGGUGGUGAAGAGAAAACAAAAGCUAUGGAUGCAUGUAAGUCGAAUGUGAAGAAACUCAUUGAAGAAGAAAUGUUGGUAAAGCAAGCUGCGAGAAAGGAGUUAAAUAAUUCUUCCGCUGAAGCAAAGCAGUUCGACUCGGUGCAAGGAGACAAUGGGAGGAAGAACCGAAAAAGAAAAAACAAAACUCGAAAGAGAAGUUCCGGGAACAGCCUUGAUAUGGAUGCUGCUGAGAACCUGUUAUCUGAAACUACAAGCAAUCUUGACAUGGAUGGUCUAAUGAAAGAGUUUUGUCGGCAAAUCCAUCGGAAAAGAAUGAAUUGUGUGAAUCAUGACCAGCUUGCUGAAGCUAAUAUGCAGUCAAACCCGAAGAGUUCUGAUUUAGAAGAUAGGUUAAGUGAGGCACUCAAGUUCUUAGUGAGUCAGAAGGUUGUCGACAGGAAUCUACUUACCGAAAAUGGGGAAUUCCAAGCCUCAAAAGAAGUCAUGGAUGCACUUCGAAUUUUGAGUUUAGAUGAGGAGUUGUUUUUGAAGCUUUUACGAAAUCCGAACUCAAUGCUGGUGAAAUAUGUUAAAAACAUGCAGGAUUUUCAGUUAAAGGAUGAAGAGUCUAAGCCUCUCACUCCAUCCAACUUUUCCGAGAAUGAACCUGUUCGUUUAAGACAAUCAAAUGAGCCUGUUAAUAGAAAACAGCGUAAUUUCUUUAGAAGAAAGUCGAAGUCUCAAGAAAGAUGCAUGUCAGAUGAAAAAAUGGUUUCUGAAGCUUCGAGUAAAAUAGUAAUUUUGAAGCCUGGGCCGAUGACUCCUGAAACUGGAAGCAGCUUCAGCUCAUCACCAGAUUCUCAGUACACGGUAAGACAUAGAGAACCUAAUGAGAAAGUCGGUUCCCACUUUCUUCUUGCAGAAAUCAAGAGAAAGUGGAAACAUGCUAUGGGAAGGGAGCAACAAAGAAUCCCCACCGAUCGUAUAUCCGCAAGACUUCCGGGCAAGCAACAAAAUUCGGUGAGCAACGGAGGAGUUAAGGAAUAUAUCGGGAUGAGUUCUCCAACUAAAGACCACUUUUUUAUUGAAAGAAUGUCGAGGUCAUCUAUCGGUGUCAAAAAAGGAGAAAAGACGAGCAAACUAAAAGACUCUGAACUUGGUACAGAAUAUGAGACUACCAACUUUUCCCGGCAUUCAAACAUCUAUAUCGAGGCAAAGAAACAUCUAUCUGAGAUGAUAACCAAUGGGGAGGAGAAUGUGGAUCUUUCAUGCCGAAGGGUUUCAAAAUCCUUAGGUAGGAUUCUUUCUCUCCCGGAGUAUAACUCUUCCCCUUUUGGCAGCCCCGGGAGGAACUCGGAGUCUAGAUUUAUAACUGCACAGAUGAGGUUUUUGGGCUCUGACAAAUUGCAGAGUGUGAAUGAAAAUGAUCGAUACAACUAUGUCAGCCAUCUAAGUCAAGUAGCAGAGGAACCUGAGAGCCAGCUUGGCGUUUCGGAUAACAAAACCAGCGAUGAAGUCCUAGGUGACAAUGCAAUUUCAAAUAACAUCGACACUCGUUCGAAUGAUGAUUGUUCUACUAAAGGUGAAAUGAACUCCAAAGACGGUGUGAAUAUUGCUAAAGACACAGAAAUUCUGGUCCAGGAAGAAAGCGAGCUCUCGGAUGCUUCUUCUGAGACAAGUGACCCUUCAAUUACUAGAGAUGACAAAAAUGUUGACAUACCUGAAGUAUAUGGUGAAAAACAAUAUCCCAAAUGCUUGAAACAGGAUUCAUCUGAAGAGGAUCAACAGCCGUUUUCUCUGUUAGAAUCUCCAUCAACUUCAAAAGUUGAUGGUCUAGAGAGUGUUAAUGAUACACAAGAGCGGCCAAGUCCCGUAUCUGUUCUUGACCCAAUAUUAACCGAGGAUGUUUCCAGCCCGGCCAGCAUCAGAUCACGUUCUGGUGAAACAUCCCUACAGCCAAUAAGAAUUCGAUUCGAAGAACAUGGAUCUAUACCCACAAAUCAAAGUAAUCAUAUCAAAACUUGUAUGGAUGACAAGGAACUGAUAUUUGAGCACGUAAAUGCCAUGAUGCAACCCUCAACUUUCAACUGGGAGGAACUCUACAUCAGGUCCCUUUCUACCGAACUUCUUCUUGAUCCGUUGUUGCUUGACGAGGUAGAAUACUUUCCAAGCCAGCUUUGCCCCAACCAAAAACUGCUCUUUGAUUGCAUUAAUGAAGUUCUCAUGGAGGUUUGCGAGUACUAUUUCGGUUCACUUGGUUUGUCAUUUGUUAAACCUAAUAUCCGUCCGAUCCCUAACGCGAAGAACACCAUUGAAGAGGUCUGGCAAGGAGUUUAUUGGCAUUUGCUCCCACUGCCACACCCUCGGACUUUGGACCAGAUAGUCAGAAAAGACAUAGCUAAGACAGAAACAUGGAUGGACCUUAGACUCGACACGGAUUGUAUUGGUCUUGAGAUGGGCGACGCCAUCCUUGAAGAUUUAGUGGAAGACACCAUAACUAGCUGCAUGUAUGAAACUCUUGAAGUUGAAUUUGAUGUUGAAGAACUACAUGACUGACACCAACUCCUAAAAGACAAAUGACCGAGUUCCGUUCACUGAAAGCAAGCUAAUAAAGCCCUUCCCUCCGCAUGGAAAGGAUGGCCGGUGACACCCGACAAACAAGAGGGUUUCAUUUAACUCCCCCUAAAACUGUUUUAUCCUAUGAUCCAAUGGCUUUCCUGUAACAAUGCCAUCAAUUAACCAUUAACCAGGAGAUCAUUGAAGCAGCUAGCGACCGCAGAGCCCAAAGAGAUCCUUUCUGCAACUGCUCACAAGAAUCAGCAAGAAAUACCUGAUUUCAGAGGCAUUUCUCAGCUUAGUUGUAUGAUCGAUGGAAAGCCAUUGUCUCUCACUGUAGAAUUUAUAGGGAUUGGUGUGUGUUUGUGUGUUUUAGUUUGAUUGAUUUCAUUCGUUCUUGGGCUUGUUUAACUGGCGUGUUCUUGUUGUAUUUGUGUGUGCUUUGGUAUUUAGAGUUGAGUGCUUAUGGCUUAUUUGAUAAUGGGGUAGGAUUUCAUAUGCCUGUAUGAGUAUGUAUGACUGUAUAUGUAAAAGCUAUGCUCGCUGAAGAUAAUAAUAACACUGAAGUUCACUCAUUU